AUGAGGGAUGCUUCAGAAGAAGGCAGUACAUCCUCAGAAAUAGAAAGAAUAGCCAGCACAGAAGAGAUCAAAACAUCAAGGAUGCCUAGUUGUAGCUCUAUUGGAGUUUUAUUGUCAGUCUUCUUGUUUGCAAUAGAAGCUACAACCGCAUGCUUUACCGAGACAUUCAACGUCGUGGAUUAUGGCGCAGACGCGAAUGCCAAAACUGGAAGUACUGCGGCAUUUCAACAUGCGUGGAAAGAAGCUUGUGCAUCAAAGGAGCAAAGUGAGGUUCUUGUUCCCAAGGGAAAAUUUCUUGUAGGUCCCUUGAAGUUCAAAGGACCAUGCAAUGCAAGCAUUUCCUUCAAGAUAGAGGGUACAAUGGUGGCCGCCGCAGAUCUUACUCUCUACAAAACAACAGAAUGGAUUGCGUUUCAUUAUGUCGAUGGAUUGAGGAUCAGAGGAGGAGGAACUUUUGAUGGGCAGGGUGCGUUGGCUUGGCCGAAAAAUAACUGUGACAGGGAUAGACACUGCAAGCGUCUUCCAACGUCUAUAAACCUCAGCUUUGUGAAAAACGGAACAGUUGAACAUAUUUCAUCACUAAACAGCAAAUCCUUCCACAUGCAUCUCUUCAGGUGUGACAACAUGAAGCUUCACUCUCUCAGCAUCUCGGCCCCUGAUGAGAGUCCCAACACCGACGGUAUUCACCUCGGUGACACAAAUAACACUGUGAUCACCAACUCAACAAUCGGCACAGGUGAUGAUUGCAUUUCUAUAGGACCGGGAAGCAGAAACAUUUCGAUAUCCAAAGUAUUAUGUGGUCCUGGGCAUGGAAUCAGUGUCGGGAGCCUCGGAGGUAGCAAGAAGGACAGGGAUGUUUUCGGUUUAAGCAUCAGAAACUGUACUCUUAGCGACACUCAAAAUGGAGUCAGGAUCAAGACAUGGCCAGAUUCACCGACGUCUAUCUCUGCCUCCAACUUCACGUUCGACGAUAUAGUGAUGAAGAACGUAAAGAACCCUGUUGUCAUAGAUCAAAAAUAUUGCCCGCAUAAUCACUGCAGUCGAAAUACUCAUUCUAAGGUUAAGAUUAGCGACAUAAAGUUUAAGAAUAUCAGAGGGGAGUCAAGGACGCCCGUGGGAGUUGAUUUGUUCUGUAGUGCAGCAGAGCCUUGUAAAGGGAUUGAACUCAAUAAUAUCGAUCUCAAGUAUAUCGAUGAAGAGAAAGAGGUAACUGCGAUGGUUAACAUUACCAAUGCUAAGGCACUUCUGUUGGCUUUGUGA
Asparagus officinalis (garden asparagus) is the source of this 1260-nucleotide messenger RNA. Its product is annotated as exopolygalacturonase-like. The record is from RefSeq and is a predicted model, not a curated record. Gene Ontology annotation, molecular function: polygalacturonase activity. Lineage: Eukaryota; Viridiplantae; Streptophyta; Magnoliopsida; Asparagales; Asparagaceae. Bases 1 to 1260 code for a protein of 419 amino acids. The transcript is spliced from 5 exons. Gene Ontology annotation, biological process: carbohydrate metabolic process.